CACCACUGACAAUCUGUUGGGGUUUACACGGCGAGAAGCCAAGCUGGCCGAGAGAGUGAGAGAAGUUGAGGCACAGAACCAUUUGUUACGAAGGCAGCUCAGUAUUUCUCAGAAUCAUCUCAUGAGCAUUAUGGUUAAAGCCCAGCAAAAUGAAAGUAGCAUCCACACAGGCAAAGAAUCUCUCGAGAGUACUGCAACACAGGAAAGAAUUGGACAAAAGUCAUUUGUGUGCGUUAACCCAGAACCUGAAGUGCCAAAAUGCGAAGUGAUCCAUGUAUCCAUUGUUUGUGCUGGCUACAAUUCUAGUAGAUCUGUUGUGACACUUAUAAAGAGUAUUCUUUUUUAUCGCAAAAAUCCUCUGCACAUUCAUUUUAUCUCUGACUCGGCAGCCCAGCUUAUACUACAAACGUUGUUUCAUACGUGGAACGUUCCUGGAGUGGAUGUUAGUUUUUACCUAGCCGACAAUGUAAGGGGUGAAGUUGCAUGGGUUCCUAACAAACAUUACUCCGGUGUCUAUGGCUUGAUGAAGUUGAUUUUAACAAAAGCUUUACCUGACAUUUUAGAGAAGAUAAUUGUUUUGGACACGGAUGUAACAUUUGCCACAGAUAUUGCAGAGCUUUGGAGAAUUUUUCACAAAUUUUCCUCAAAACAGGCAAUUGGUUUAGUAGAAAAUCAAAGUGAUUGGUAUUUAGGAAAACUAUGGAAAAAUCAUCGGCCAUGGCCAGCUCUUGGUCGUGGCUUUAACACUGGAGUCAUUCUCCUCCAUCUGGACAGACUGAGAGAGCUUUCUUGGAUGCAGAUGUGGAAGUUGAUAGCAGAGAAGGAAUUAUUGAGUAUGUUGUCCACUUCACUGGCUGAUCAACUGUGUUACACAGAAGUUCAAGAUUUAAAGGUGAUCCACUGGAACUCUCCUAAGAAACUGAAAGUAAAGAACAAGCACGUUGAGUUUUUCCGUAAUCUUUACCUAACAUUUCUUGAGUAUGAUGGUAACUUGUUACGUCGUGAGCUGAUAGGGUGUAAUAAUACCAGAAGUACACAUCUGCAAGACGUGUUAAAUACCAUUGAUGAAGAUGACCCCUGUUAUGAGUUCAGAAGAGCAAGAGUGGUAGAGCACAGGACCCACUUAUAUUAUAUUGAAUAUGAUUAUGAACCUUCAUCUGAAGGGAAUGAUGUCACUCUUGUAGCUCAGUUGUCUAUGGACAGAUUGCAGAUGGUAGAAGCUCUUUGUAAACAUUGGGAUGGUCCCAUCAGUUUAGCUCUGUACAUGUCUGACUCAGAAGUUCAACAGUUUCUAAGUUACACUUUAAGUUCAGAAGUCCUUCGAAAUCGCAAAAAUGUUGGUUAUCAUAUUGUGUACCGAGAAGGGCCUUUUUAUCCGGUAAAUCUUUUGAGAAAUGUGGCCUUACAACAGGUCACGACCCCUUUUGUUUUCCUCACCGAUAUUGACUUCCUUCCUAUGUAUGGAUUAUACGACUAUAUGAAAAAAUCUAUUUCUGCACUGGGAUUAGAGUCUUCUAAGAAAGCACUUAUUGUUCCUGCUUUUGAAACUCAAAGAUAUCGGCUAUCCUUUCCUAAGUCCAAAGCUGAACUUCUUUCCAUGCUGGACAUGGGUACAUUGUUCACCUUUAGAUAUCACGUGUGGACCCGUGGUCAUGGGCCUACUAACUAUGCCAAAUGGAGAACAGCUACCACUCCAUACCGAGUUUUGUGGGAACCUGAUUUCGAACCUUAUAUUGUAGCUUCCCGAGAUCUUCCUGAGUAUGACAGACGUUUUGUGGGGUUUGGAUGGAAUAAGGUGUCGCAUAUCAUGGAGCUUUAUGCACAAGGGUUUGAGUUCAUUGUACUUCCUAAUGCUUUCAUUGUGCAUAUGCCUCAUGCACCAAGUUUCGACAUUGCAAAGUUUAGAUCAAGUUCUCAGUAUCGGAAGUGUUUGAAGAUUUUGAAACAGGAGUUUGUCAAGGAUUUGUCACAGAGGUAUGGUAAACAGUUCACUGUUGAGAGACGCAAGUUAAAAAGGUAACAGCACAUUUUUUUUUUUUUCAUGAAAUGUGGUUCUCUCUUAAAUCAUCCAGUACAGUGGGAUAUUGGUGCUUACAUCUUGCAGUUCCUUGGUUACCAUAUGUGGAUCCUGUAACAUCGUUCUCAAACAAAUAUUGGAUUUAUACUCAAAAUAUUAAAUUAUGUAUCAGAAGAAGAAAAUUUAUUGUGAGUUUUUAAGCCUCCUCACUUUUUUUCUCUAAAGAACUAGUGAACUACGUCUGUUAAAUCACUCGAGUACUCAUCCUACGACAUUGAAAGGAGCAAUUGUUGAAAUUACCGUCAUUGUGGCAUCAGUAUAUAUAAAAACUAUGUUAUGAAUACAAAGUACUGUUAAACUGACCAGAAACUAAAAGAAGUAUUUCAUGGAAGAGGACAAUUUGUAAUAUAAAUCAGUGGCAAGUACAUCCUUUCAUUUCAUCAGUAUCCUGUAGCUGUCCAAACAAAUCUAAUAUCAGUGUAUGAUUGUCAGUACUUCAUUGUUUGUUUGUUAUUAAGCACAAAGCUACACAAGGGGCUCUCUGUGCACUGCCCACCACGGGUAUCGAAACCCGGUUUCUAGCGUUGUAAGUCUGCAGACAUACUGCUGUGCCACUGGGGGGCCAGUACUUCAUAUUAACAACUGUGUAAGAUGUGCUAAGUGAAAGUUGCUAUUCGUUAAUGUAAUCCUUUCUGUUCAUCAGACGUCGAAAUUGUUUUAACGGUGAUAUAAAAACGCGUGUUUCUCUUAGGAUACGGAGAAUUUUACAUCAAAAUUAUUUAAGUCCUGAUGUUGUUAUAUUUUCAGCCAUUGUUUUUAAUGUCAAAACUCAUAACUUUAAUGGUUGUCUUUCCAUAAUAACUUUUUAUAUAACAGAUUUGCAAUAAAUUUGUACCCCAAAAUA
Molecule: messenger RNA, 2921 nt
Organism: Limulus polyphemus (Atlantic horseshoe crab)
Lineage: Eukaryota; Metazoa; Arthropoda; Merostomata; Xiphosura; Limulidae
Product: LARGE xylosyl- and glucuronyltransferase 2-like
Exons: 16
Coding region: 122-2020 (632 amino acids)
Biological process (GO): protein O-linked glycosylation via mannose
Molecular function (GO): glucuronosyltransferase activity; xylosyltransferase activity
Source: RefSeq, a predicted model, not a curated record